This is a messenger RNA of Pyrenophora tritici-repentis Pt-1C-BFP, 1305 nucleotides long. RefSeq names its product TauD, Probable taurine catabolism dioxygenase. Gene Ontology annotation, molecular function: 2-oxoglutarate-dependent dioxygenase activity. Gene Ontology annotation, cellular component: cytoplasm. NCBI's taxonomy places the organism in Eukaryota, Fungi, Ascomycota, Dothideomycetes, Pleosporales, Pleosporaceae. The record is from RefSeq and is a predicted model, not a curated record.
AUGACAGUGGCCAACGGGAAAACGUACCCACUGCCCCAGAAGAAGUCUGGCGUACUUGACUCCAGCUUCAAAUUCGAAGAGACGACUCCUGUUAUCGGUCGCGAAUACCCAACUCUGAACCUUGUUGAUGACGUUAUCAACUCUGCCAAAGCCGAUGAGCUUAUUCGGGAUCUUGCCAUUACCAUCUCUGAACGCGGCGUUGUGUUUUUUCGUGCACAAAACAAUCUCACGGAUGAUUUGCAAAAGAACCUCAUACUGCGUCUAGGUCAAUUGACCGGCAAGCCCGCUGAUUCGACACUGCACAUCCACCCAGUCCUCAACAACACGUCCGAGUUUGGCGUUACCGACGCCCAGAUAAGCACCAUAAACUCUACUGAGAUAAAGCAGAACUUCAGUCAGGGAUACGAAGGCAGGAAAAGCAGUCAUCGCCACUAUGGUGCUGCGCAGUGGCAUUCGGAUAUCCAGUUCGAGCCAGUUCCAGCAGACUACACGUCUCUGCGUCUGACGCAGCUUCCAAAGACAGGAGGAGAUACUUUAUGGGCAUCUGGUUAUGAGAUGUAUGAUCGCUUUUCGACAGCUUAUCAGAAGUUCUUCGAAGGCCUGACGGCUACAUUUGCCGGGGACGGGCUCAUUAGAGCCGCUGAAGCAAAUCCAGAUGUAGUCAAGAUCUACGAGAAGGAGCGCGGCAGCCCCAAGAACGUGGGCAGAUCCUUGACUGCGGUUCAUCCCGUGGUACGCACGAACCCGGUGACGGGCUGGAAGAGCAUCUUCGCGCUUGGACCGUUUCCCAAGUACAUCAACGAGCUCAACGUCGAAGAGUCAGACGAGUUACUGAAGAGAUUCCGCUCGGUCAUAACGGAAAACCAUGAUUUGCAGGUGCGCUUUAAGUGGAGGAACGCCAAUGACCUCGCGAUCUGGGAUAAUCGCAGUGUUUUCCAUAGCGCGACUAACGACUAUGACAACCUGAGUGAGCGUUCUGGAAAUCGUGCCGUAGGAAUUGGCGAGGUGCCGUAUCUAGAUCCCCACAGUCAAUCUAGGACGGAGGCUUUAGCAGGGGGACUGUGAAUUUGGAGGGAUAUGAUGAUAAUAGCGAUGCCGAGAGAGAGCCCGUGAUGGCGUAUGUAGCAUCGCUGGAACCAUAGAAGUAUCCUUAGCGCACUGCAUUGGUCAGAUGAUAGAUGGAUGAGGACAGUCAUGUUCGAGUGUCAUGGAUAUAUAGCAACUCUGGUCGCGUAUGAAGGUGCUACUCCUCGUCAUUACCCACCUUGAGUGCCAAUACUAUUAAUCUCGUACUUCUUGAGAUAU